Molecule: messenger RNA, 1460 nt
Organism: Gadus chalcogrammus (walleye pollock)
Lineage: Eukaryota; Metazoa; Chordata; Actinopteri; Gadiformes; Gadidae
Gene: flot1a
Product: flotillin 1a
Exons: 13
Coding region: 183-1454 (423 amino acids)
Biological process (GO): positive regulation of cell-cell adhesion mediated by cadherin; protein localization to plasma membrane; positive regulation of endocytosis
Cellular component (GO): plasma membrane
Source: RefSeq, a predicted model, not a curated record
UUAGCUGAGCUGCUGCUGAUGACGCUGUGCACACCCAGAGACUUUCAUCUGAAUAUACAAGAUACGUACCAAACAUCAAACAUCCAACCUGCCCAGUAUCUAGACGUUUGAAAGUAUUUGAACAUUCGAGAGGACAAGUCUUGAACCUAAUCGUUCGUUGGUCUACGGGAGAAUCCGCCGGCAUGUUUUACACCUGUGGACCCAAUGAGGCGAUGGUGGUGUCUGGGUUCUGCCGCUCCCCCCCCCUGAUGAUUGCUGGGGGACGCGUCUUCAUCUUCCCCUGUGUCCAGAAGCUCCAGAGGAUCUCUCUCAACACCAUGACUCUGAGUGUGAAGAGUGACAAGGUGUACACGCGUCACGGCGUCCCCGUGUCGGUCACCGGCAUCGCCCAGAUGAAGAUCCAGGGGCAGAACAAGGAGAUGCUGGCGGCGGCCUGCCAGAUGUUCAUGGGGAAGAGCGAGGGGGAGAUCGCCCACAUCGCCCUGGAGACCCUGGAGGGCCACCAGAGGGCCAUCAUCGCCCACCUCACCGUGGAGGAGAUCUACAAGGACCGGCAGAAGUUCUCGGAGCAGGUGUUCAAGGUGGCGUCGUCAGACCUGGUGAACAUGGGCAUCAGCGUGGUCAGCUACACCCUGAAGGACGUCCACGACGACCAGGACUACCUCCACUCCCUGGGGAAGGCCCGCACCGCCCAGGUCCAGAAGGACGCCCGCAUCGGGGAGGCGCUCAACAAGAGGGACGCCGUGAUCAGGGAGGCCCAUGCGAUGCAGGAGAAGAUCUCUGCUCAGUUUAAGAACGAGAUCGAGAUGGCCAAGGCCCAGCGGGACUACGAGCUGAAGAAGGCCAGCUACGACAUCGAGGUCUUCACCAAGAAGGCCGAGUCAGAGAUGGCCUAUCAGCUGCAGGUGGCGAAGACGAAGCAGUGCAUCGAGGAGGAGAAGAUGCAGGUGCAGGUGGUGGAGCGGGCGCAGCAGAUCCUGCUGCAGGAGCAGGAGAUCACGAGGCGCGAGAUGGAGCUGGAGGCCCGGGUGAAGAGGCCCGCCGAGGCUGAGCGAUACCGCACCGAGAGGCUGGCCGAGGCCCAGCGUCUCCAAAUGAUCAUGGCAGCCGAGGCUGAGGCCGAGUCCAUCAGGAUGAAGGGCGAGGCGGAGGCCUUUGCGGUGGAGGCCAAAGGCCGUGCGGAGGCAGAGCAGAUGGCCAAGAAGGCCGAAGCCUUCCAGCAGUACAAAGAGGGAGCCAUGGUGGACAUGCUGCUGGAGAAACUGCCUCUGAUGGCGGAAGAGAUUGCCAGGCCCCUCUCCGCCGCCCACAAGGUGACCAUGAUUUCCAGCGGGGGCGGAGAAGUGGGCGCGUCCAAGCUGACGGGGGAGGUGCUAGACAUCAUGACACGCCUCCCGGAGACGGUGGAGAAACUCACUGGUGUCCGUAUUUCCCAGGUGACCUGUUCUGGCUGAAGGGGG